CAGUCUUUCUUCUUAAAAGCAAAACAGAAAAAGAAAGAAGGAGGAUCUAAAGUAACCAUCAGUAAUGGAGAGGCUUUUAUUAAAGCACAAGCGAGGGACGAUGCAGUGAGGACGAGGAAAAACCAGAAGUGCGGUGUAAUAAGAUCCAUCUGAUUCAAGAACCGAAUAUGCUCUCGUUCUAUCUUUGCACGGUGCGUUAUGAACAUGAAACGAGUGCUGAGUUACCCUCGUCGAGCUUCAGUCUUGGAUGAGCAAAGGAAACUCACAAGAGAGUCAGCUAAACCAGAGGCAGGGGGAAGAAUAAUACUGAACGGGUGGUAAAAAUCUAAAAUUCAUCGUGCGGUACUUACCAGUCAUGACAGAACAAACACAUACUGCGAGGGAUAAGAUACAUUUAAGGAACAUCAACAUCAUUACGGACAUGGAAAGUCAUCGGCGAGUGAACUGUGUCAAUGUAGAGCCGGACAAUUCUUCUAUAAAACCUACGGAAAAGUGUAGGACUCGGAAGAAGGUGAUUACCCGCAAAAUAUCUGCAAGGCUCGAGGCUCCUGAUCAGGCAUUGCUAUCUUUUAGAGAUUUUGACGCAGCUAAGAAAUUUUACAAGCGGAGGAUUAAGAUGUUGUCAAGUGUUGCGUGUGUCAUGGGACUUGUAUCGGCUGUCUUAGCACUGGUGGAUAUUGAACUCACCACGCGAGGUAGAGUCUCCGAUGAAGAGCUAUCACCAGGAGAUUUGCGUACUGCUCUUGAUAAUCCGAACAGACUUGCAGCUUUAGUAGUGAAGUCCGUUCUCUCUGUUUUAUCGCUGCUGACCUCCUUCACAAUUUAUCGUAUGAAUGUAAACGAACUCAGCUACUUAAUCGUAAGGAACAUUUACCACGAGUCAGAGAGAUUUGUUAUGACUUCGCUGUUUCCCACCUGUUUGGUAGAAGUGGUUCUUUGUCUGUUUCAUGUUCCGCCUCUGUUAGACCACUAUGGCAUGCCUUAUGAACUUCAGCUUUUGGUUUUCCUAAGAUUAUAUCUGAUGGCAAAGUACGUGAAAGAACACAACAUGUUUGUAGACAAUCGUGCCACAGCAUUGUUCGCAUCUGUGACACAAACGGAGAUCUCGUCCAUUUUCCUAAUAAAAGCCUACUUUUUGAAGUUUCCUUUCCAACUGAUAUUUACAUUUUACUCGCUCAACAUUUUCUUGGGUGGCUAUUGUGUCUACGUUAUCGACAGGGCUCACAAUACUUAUUUGGACACUGUCUGGAUGCUUGUGGUCACCAUGACAACGCUCGGGUUUGGUGAUGUGGUUCCCAAAGCUAUCUUAGCCCGCGCGUUUGUUGGUUUUGCGUCAGUGUUGGGAAUAUUCCUCAUGGCGUUAUUCAUAAGUGUCGUACACGAAUCACUUCAACUUAAACAACAGGAGAAAAGAAUACUAGCGACCAUGGAGAAUGCAGAUCAUCAUUCGGGAAAAAAGAAUCUUGCAGCCACAUGCAUCCAGAACACAUGGAGACUACAUCGCUUUAUACAGGAGAAUACAGAACCCCUCGUGAUGGGAGACUGGUUCAAAUCUGAAAAACUCAGAAUGUUUCAACACAAACUAGCGGAAAGCGUGCGGCGGUGGAGGAUCGCAAGGAAAAGCUGGUCACGAGAUGAUUACUGGAAGAAGUUCUUCUUGGCUGACGACAUUGCCAUGUUGCUGACUGACGUGUCAAGAAGUAUCGGGAACGUUGAAAAUUUUCUCCAGAAGCAAAAUGUCGGACGGCGCACCAGCAGAAACUCAUUGAAAAGCAUUGGAUCUCCGCCGACUAUCUUAGAAGGAGAACAAUCCGAUCAGCCAACCCUACGGGACAAAAACAGAAAAAUACAGGCAGUAUUUGUAGACUCGUGGCGGCCUUCAAACACUGGGCAAACUAAAGAAUCCCCAGCCACGUCAAGACGCACAUACUCUGACACGAGCCACACCCAUCCGGGACAUCUCCAACACCUCUCAUUAACAUACGGUCAUGACAAUCAGACGUCACAUGCAAAACUGAACGAGCUUACUGAAAAUGGUCGGGUCACGCACCCUACUUGUCGGUCACGGUUAGAAAGUGAUCCAAUUGACAGAGGAGAUUUGCCUGCAGACGCUCUACAAGGAAAAGUAGAAUCGCUUGAGAAUUCACUCGAUCAAAUUUAUCGGAAAAUGAAGACCGAGCUUAGAGACGUUAGAGAGUCGAUAAGGAUGAUCAACAGAUAUUCAGCUGGGUCGAGUUCUAGUAUGAGCCCGUCACAGUCUAUGAAAAACAAUAGUAUGUAUCCCUAUCGAUAUUCACGAACAACUGACCACGUCGACGUAUGACGGAACGGGGAAGAAAAUAAUAAUUUAGCAGAGAACAUUUCUCAAGUCACGUUCAGUUGCUGAUCUUAAAGAUCUCACAAAAAAUGCUUCAAACUGGAACAAACCAAGCGGAAGGAAAAAACAGUAUGCAAAAGAAAAACACCAAAGUUGAUCACUCUUGUAGACGACUUUUACCGUGUUUGCUCUCUAUAACCGGACAUUUGUAAAAAAGAGGUCCUCGUGCGUCACACUGGCGUAUCACAGGUCUUACCCUCGUUCUUCAGUGGUGUUUUUUUUUUCGCUCACAUAUUUCAUACUCUGAAAGACUCGAAAUAAAAAGCUUAAAAGAAACUUUGUAAAUCGAGAAAAGUUUACUUUCACCGCAGGAAAAAAAAAUUGGACUCACAUUAUUAAUUUAAGAAUAGAUACUUGAGGGAGUUAAAUAGUUUAUAAUCUCCUCGUACGUUUGAUAAACUAGAAAAUCUCGUGCAGGCCAUGGGAUUUAAGAGAUUAAUCACGAUAGGAGAUUACGUAAAUUCUUCAAGAAUAUAUUAUUUAACUGGGAGGAGUCUCCGUGAUAAUUUCUGAGCUAAGAAGGAGAAGGAUGAGUAGACAGACUAAAUAGCAGAUUUGGAAGGCGCGCUAAGGCAGGUAUCAUAGAAGGGUGGAUGCCUCUUAAUGAAACACCCCUCAUUUCUACCUAAUCAGUGCAGUUCAUAAAGAAAAGGGACAAAAUAAUAAAAAUACUAAGAGCUUGAAAUAAUGAAGAAAUUAGCUUCUAGAGAAACUGUGGAGCCACCAUAGCGGUUGAAGCAAUGUUUAGUUGGUAACGGCAAAUUCUCGUUACUUAUCUUGAACAGCAGGAGUUUUCGUUAGUAGUAAAACAUUCCUAGUUCGCUACAAAGGAGAGGAACACGCAUUUGACACUAUCUUGGAUAACAUUUUGACCAGCGACGGGAUGAAUUUCUUUGACGGUGGUUCAUCGCAACGUCGCCUGUUGGACUGAUCUUGUAACAACCCGAUGUUUUAAGAAUUGCAAGUUGUAUGUUACACAUACUGCUAUUUUUAUGAACUUAAAUAGAUGAUUUGUAUAUAGUAGUAUUUUGUACUGAUAAAACGUUCACUCGAUGCAUUUCUAUGGCUCUGAGCGCUUGAAAUAAAAUUGUGAUGAUGGAAGCAUCAUA
Messenger RNA from Pocillopora verrucosa, 3486 nucleotides. Its product is annotated as intermediate conductance calcium-activated potassium channel protein 4. Gene Ontology annotation, biological process: potassium ion transmembrane transport. NCBI's taxonomy places the organism in Eukaryota, Metazoa, Cnidaria, Anthozoa, Scleractinia, Pocilloporidae. Gene Ontology annotation, molecular function: small conductance calcium-activated potassium channel activity; calmodulin binding. Gene Ontology annotation, cellular component: plasma membrane. The record is from RefSeq and is a predicted model, not a curated record.